Messenger RNA from Acipenser ruthenus (sterlet), 3105 nucleotides. Its product is annotated as kelch-like protein 20. The record is from RefSeq and is a predicted model, not a curated record. The transcript is spliced from 8 exons. Gene Ontology annotation, molecular function: protein binding. Bases 120 to 1121 code for a protein of 333 amino acids. Lineage: Eukaryota; Metazoa; Chordata; Actinopteri; Acipenseriformes; Acipenseridae.
CUAUUAUUACCAGUCAAGGAGCAGCACUAUAAAGACAGUAUAGUAUUAACUGAGGAACACUUCAGGCAUUUCCAUCCAGUUAGACGUUCUACAGAUCAGCUCAAAAGGCAGAUACAAACAUGGGUGUUUACAAUGAAAAGGGGGAAGCCAUUGAUGAAUCCAAAAACUGUGUCAUGUUACCUCCAGAAAAACCUGACACUCCUCUCACACGAAGCAGGGCUUGCAAGACCAUUCGAUAUGGAGAGGUGGUGUUUGCAGUUGGGGGCUGGAGUAUAAAUGACCCUGCAUCCCGAAUGGAGUGCUACAACCCCCAGGUCCAUGAGUGGAGGGUGAGGGCACCGAUGGCAAAACACCGGAGCGAUGUGGCUGUUGCUGUACUUGGUGACAUGAUAUAUGCUGUGGGAGGUCACGAUGAAAUAUCCUGCACCAGCAGUGUUGAAAGGUACGACCCCAAAUCAAACACGUGGAGCAAUAAUGUGGCCUCGUUGAGCAGUGGGCGCAGUGGUGUGGGUUUGGCUGCUAUGGGAGUGUAUCUCUACUCCAUCGGUGGAUAUGAUGGCAUCACCUGCAUGAACAUGGUGGAGAGAUACGAUCCUCAAGUGAAUAUGUGGUUUAAAGUUGCUCCAAUGAGCUCCCGGCGCAAAGGGGCUGCAGUGGCUGUGUUAGAUGGGUACCUGUAUGCAAUCGGAGGCUCUGACGAGGAUUCAGCUCUUAACACAGUGGAGCGUUACAAUCCUACGGAGGACUGCUGGUCUCAUAGCCCCUGCAUGGGGUCUUGGAGAGAGAACCCAGGCUGCUGUGUGUUUCAGGGUAUGAUCUAUGUAGCAGGGGGGCGUGAUGAAGUGCUUCAGCUCUGCACUGCCGAGCGCUUCGAUCCACAAAACAACAGCUGGUCUCCGGUCAGACCAAUGAGGUGCAAACGAAACCAGGUGGGUCUUGCAGUUGUGGAUGGAAUUCUGUUGGCUGUUGGUGGUUUCGACGGAACCACUUACCUGAAAUCAGUUGAAGCGUAUAGUUUGGAUACAAACACAUGGAGACACUAUGGGAGUAUGAAGUGCAGGCACCCGGGAGGUGGAGUCUGUGUGGUGAAGAUGGAACAGUGCGAUUCUUUGAUCUCCUGAACAGCACCAGGGAAUGAAAACACACAAGGAGAUCCAUUUUAAGGGUCUAAAAAUCAGCAGACCUUGCAUACCUGCAUAGUUGCUACUGUGUUUGUACAAUGAAUAAAGGGGUCCCUAUUGUGCAUCACCCCCUGGUUAAAACACCAGCUGGAUAGUAUAGAGGUAAAGGCUGGUGGUAUUAAGAUCUGCUGCUUUUUAGAUCAUUAAAAUGUGACAUAUUAUCAGAAUUUAAAUAUAUACUGUAUAUAUAUAUAUAUUUUUCAUUGUAAAUUGGGUAAUAAAUUUGUCAAUACUUUUGAAGUAUUCUCGCUAAUCGGAACCACUUGAUACUAGACCCGCUUCACAUUAGUAAUUUGAACAGUGCUCACUGUAACCUGUACCACACUUUCACGGUAGGCAUCAAUAUUCUCUCUCAGUGUGGAGUAGUGGUUAGGGCUCUGGACUCUUGACCGGAGGGUCAUGGGUUCAAUCCCAGGUGGGGGACACUGCUGCUGUACCCUGGAGCAAGGUACUUUACCUAGAUUGCUCCAGUAAAAAAACAAACAAAACUCAACAGUAUAAAUGGGUAAUUGUAUGUAAAAAUAAUGUGACAUCUUGUAACAAUUGUAAGUCGCCCUGGAUAAGGGCGUCUGCUAAAAAAUAAAUAAUAAUAAUAUUCACAAGCUUGUAUAAACAUUUGAACUGUAUCUGAAGUAGCCCAAAAGCAUUUCCAGAACAAUAUAUCUCGCCAGGAGAGAACACUACGCACAGCAACCUCUUUUUCAGAGGAACGGCUGCAAUUCUGCAAAUGAUUUCCGGCAGGUGAACAGCCACACUAAACUGUGUCUCAAUACCCCAGGAGGAAAUCCACAUUAAUUAUAAAAUGUUUAAAAGAACACGGUACAUUAUUUUUGGAUCUAGGACACUAGCUAGUGUGUGCUGCCUCCGCCCACGUUCCAGAAGAAAAUGACAAGGAUUUAGAAGAUGAAGAGUGAUAUUUGUAUUUUUUAUGACUAUCAACUACUCCAGUGUUGCUCAUUUUAAGGUAUUUUACAUAAGCAAAGUAUUUUAAUGUGAGCGCCACCUUUAAACAACUUCAGUCUUCAGUCUUGUUGUUUAGCAUCAGUGAUAAAUAUUAAAGACGAUAUCGUUUAAACAUGGUGCUUCCUUUAUAUAAUGUAUUUGUGAAAAAUGUACUUAAGUGAGCACAAUUGCACCAGUGGGUCAACAUAGAAUUAGAUUGACCAUCACGUGCAUACAAACGUAUUGCCAUCUUAUAGACCCUGGUCCUUUCUGGAAAUGUUGUGCUUCUUUUGGCAGUAGUUACACAGGUUGCUAUUAAAGUCAAUAUAAUACACUCCUAUGUGCAGAUAUGAAAGAAACACAUGGUAUAGCAAACAUGCAUAUUCAUAUAUAUAUAUAUAUAUAUAUAUAUAUAUAUAUAUAUAUAUAUAUAUAUAUAUAUAUAUAUAUACACAUAUAUAUUAAAAAAAGCUUUUUGUACAUGCCUUACUUUCAGGUAGUCUUGAACUUCCUUGGUCAUCUAACCUGGAGAUUACAACUGUCCACCAUUCAACGCCUUGUCAUUAACCUUGUCAUUAACCUUGUCAUUAUCAUUUCAAUUUUGUUUUAUUAAUUUGGCAUUUGUCUCUUUCACCAAAUGUAAUGUAAAUACAAUACAAAAUUGCAUUUGGUUGACAAUUUUUAUUUGGAAAUGAGGAUAUUAUGUUUAGUAAAUGUAUUAUUUAUAACAGAUUGAAGCUAUAUAUAUAUAUAUAUAUAUAUAUAUAUAUAUAUAUAUAUAUAUAUAUAUAUAUAUAUAUAUAUAUAUAUAGUUGUCUAUGAUUAAGUUUUCUGAUAUAUUUAAUUUAAAUAGCUUUAAAACAGACAAUUAAAUGCAUGACUAAUGCAUGCCCCAGUAUAUUGUGUUAAUUCUGAGUCUAUGGAAAAUGUGGUAUUAAAAUAUUUAAUUUAAAUUUCAAAAAUAAAACAUGGAAAUUAAGAA